Messenger RNA from Suillus subaureus, 465 nucleotides. RefSeq lists its product as uncharacterized. The record is from RefSeq and is a predicted model, not a curated record. The transcript is spliced from 5 exons. NCBI's taxonomy places the organism in Eukaryota, Fungi, Basidiomycota, Agaricomycetes, Boletales, Suillaceae. Bases 1 to 465 code for a protein of 154 amino acids.
AUGGAUGUGGAUGAGUCCACUGUGUCCCGGGCAUCACUAGAUGAUCUAUACCUAGGGCCAGAUGAUGACAUAGAAUAUGAUUCUCCAUCAUCCGGAUCACUGGAUGUCUUGGCUGCAAUACCCAAUCAAUCACCUCUGGCUCAAGCUGAUCAUCCAGGUUUUCUCAUUGAUCCAGACUUGUACCUUGGGCCUGAGGAUGAUAUCAUCGAUGUGGAUGAGUUGCCGGAUUCUGCCAAUCCUAAGAUUGAUGUUCCGGCUGCUCAGAAGCGUCUAUGUCAUUCAGAGCAGCUGGAGCUCACUAACAAAGAUUUACAUUCAAUGGCCUGGGAGUUCCGACCAUUUGGGUCAUAUGAACACACCGGGUUGCAAUCUGUUCAAGAACAACUUUGUCAUAUGCCAUUCCAGACUCUCAACUCUAAAUCUGCUUCUCCAGAUAUCCAGAUCCGAGAUCCAGAUCUUAAAUGA